This is a messenger RNA of Aedes albopictus (Asian tiger mosquito), 1078 nucleotides long. Its product is annotated as lysophospholipase-like protein 1. The coding region runs from base 55 to 825 and encodes 256 amino acids. The transcript is spliced from 5 exons. The record is from RefSeq and is a predicted model, not a curated record. Gene Ontology annotation, molecular function: carboxylic ester hydrolase activity; palmitoyl-(protein) hydrolase activity. NCBI's taxonomy places the organism in Eukaryota, Metazoa, Arthropoda, Insecta, Diptera, Culicidae. Gene Ontology annotation, cellular component: cytoplasm. Gene Ontology annotation, biological process: protein depalmitoylation.
CAGUUUCUUCAUCAACGCUAGCGAGAGUGGUCGUGCAUCGAGGGGAGUAAAAAAAUGAGACUAAUUGAAAAGGUGUUCCAUCCAACGGGGAAGACUCACGUUGGAACGCUAAUAUUCUUCCACGGAUCAGGAGAUACCGGAAAUGGUCUGACCGAGUGGAUUCGGUUCCUGCUGGGUCGGGAUAUGGAGUUUCCCCACAUUAGGGUGGUCAUUCCAACGGCACCGGUGCAACCCUAUGCCCCGAUGGGUGGUGAAAAUUCCAACGUUUGGUUCAAUCGGAAGCGGAUCGAGAUGGACUGUCCGGAAAUACGGACCUCGUUGGCGUCGAUCUACGACACCGUGAACGAGAUGCUUGUGCGGGAGAUGGCUCAGGGUGUGCCUGCCGAUAAGAUUAUUGUUGGAGGGUUUUCAAUGGGAGGAGCACUUGCUUUGCAUACGGCGUAUCAUUUGAAUAGGGAUUUGGCUGGAGCUUUUGCGAUAUCAUCUUUCCUCAAUACUGGAUCUAUUGUGUACGAUUCUUUGGACGGCGUAUCGCAAGAUGAGCGUUUGCCAAGUUUGAUGAUGUUCCAUGGAGAAAGGGACACCCUAGUACCGCCCGAGUGGGGCCAAACGACCUUCGACGAGCUGGCCAAACUGGGCGUCCGUGGGCAGUUCGUACCGCACCGGAGCGCAAUGCACGAAAUCAAAAAGGACCAACUGCUGCAGGUGAUCAAAUGGGCCAACGAGCUCAUUCCGGAACCGAAAGAACCUUCGCCAUCGCCAUCCCCAUCGCCUCCACCCGCCACGACCAAAAAGACUGCUCCCGCCAAAAGGGGAAAACUGUGAUCAUCGCUGACUGAACAUUGCUGACUGACUGGAGGUGGAAGAUGACUGAUUGCUUCUGAUUUGUUUGUCGUUUUGUUUGGUCGAUGAUGAUUCGAAGUUCUUUUGUUGUGGAUGACACGACCAAACGGGGGAAAAGAAAGAAAAGAUUUGAUUCAUUAUUAUCGUCUUAUCAGCAAGUUGCUCUUGUGUCGAGAGAGUUAAGCUAUUGCCAAGGGUCGUCACAAUAAAUCUUAUCACAGUCCAAACACACAAA